AUGAAGCAGGAGCUGGUGGAGGAAGGCAGCAGAUGCUCCAUCCUCUCCAAGCAGCACCGCUUUAACGAGCACUGCUGCAUCCGCUGCUGCGCGCCCUUCACCUUCCUGCUCAACCCCAAGCGCCAGUGCCUGGACUGCCAGUACAACGUCUGCAAGACCUGCUGCACCUACAGCAAGAGGGACAAAGCCUGGCUGUGCUCAGCGUGUCAGAAGGGCAGGAUUUUGAAGACGCAGUCGCUCGAAUGGUAUUACAAUAAUGUGAAGAGUCGCUUCAAGAGGUUCGGCAGCGCCAAGGUUUUGAAGACUCUGUACAGAAAGCACAUCAUUGAAAGAGGAGCAUUCUCUGAUCUCCCAGAAAGCAGCGUUCACGAGGGAAGCAACGACAACGAUGGCAGCAUCUGUGGCAGUGACUCCGCCUUCUACAAACAGAGCGAAGGACACAGUAUGGCAGAGACACUCACAGUCGCCCUGCGUGUUGCUGAAGAGGCUAUAGAGGAGGCCAUUGCUAAGGCCGAGGAGUUCAGUGACAGCUUGGAGAAGCAGAAUGAGGCUCGGUAUCUUCAGGACCACAAAGAGGAGCUCAUAGAAGAACUUGCCACAACCAUUGUACAAAAAAUCAUCCAGAGGAGGAAGCGUUCAGAGAUGCAGACAGAGUAUGACUUUGUCUGGCCUCUGUCUCAGUCUCUGAUCCAGCCCAGUGAGCUGCCCUCUCCUUCUCAGCCUCACACUUCAUCACAAGGACCGCAAGACCCCCUCAAAACCUCCUGCUCUCUCUGGCGGUCACGGUCAGCGUUCUCUCUCACCAGUGACGACUCCCCGGAGAAGGGUCCAGAGGAGGAGGGAGCUGAGGCCAGCACUGGCGGCUUACAGGAAUACACUUCUCUGAAGAGGGAGCCCAAGGCGGCCACGUCUUUACCCAGCUGGAAGAGCAUGGAUCGCCUGGAUAACUCAAGUGCAUCCUCGGUGCUCCAGAGCCCAGACGGCAACUGGAUUGCUUUGCACAGUUCUCAGCUGUCUCGGCCCAGCCUGCUCACCAAGAGGAAGAGCCUGUUGUUCAGCGUGCUGGAAAAGGAGUCCGGUGUUGUCUCCGCUUACGACGAGAUGGGAUCUGACUCGGAAGAGAACGAUGAAGGCGGCUGGGGUGCGGCGCUGAGACAGUUUCGGCGUAAACUGUCAGACGAGACUUACUACACGGACUCGCAGCACGACCCCGAGUGGACUUACACUCAGCACCUUCCCGUCACCUCACCGUCCUCUGGCCAGUACACCAACACAGAGACUCUCAACUCGGACUCCGAGGCCUCAUCAGUGCUGUCUGCAUGUCCUCGUAAACCGCCUCACAGCUUGAUGAGGAGGAAAGGACCACCGGAUACCCACCUUCACCCUCAACACCAGCCGCUGCAUCAACAACACCUUCAACAGAACUUUUCUCCAUACCCGGUCCAAUCUGAGUCAUUGGAUGUGAACUUUAACCCUAAGGUGAUGGGAGACAGCAGCGAGGCAGAGGAGCGGCACAGUGAUCCCAUCAGAAGAUCACGGCGGCGCAGGAGGAGCAAGAGGGAGUUGUCAGCAGAGCAAAACAGGCCUGGAGGCCAGAACCAUGCACAGUCCAUCUACCCCUUAGUGCAGGAAAACAGUGGUAUUCUACUCAACGCCCUGCUGAAGAGGGGAUUAAGUGAGGAACAGCCAAACUCUGACACUAUGCCAGUGGCCACAGCUGCACCGGACGCCUUCAAAUUAGAUGCCAUGACACCCGAGCCAGAAGACUUGGACACAGUGGCGCCAAAUUCACCGAUCCCCAGCCCUUCCAACGCCCCCUCCUUGGCUCUGGGGCGAAAGCUCUCAUCCAACAGCUUGGGGCCUGGAUCCACAUCCAGAGACCCUCUAGAAGGCGAGCUACAAUCUAGACUUGGUCAGCUGGUCAUCAGUGCCAACAGCAAAGACAGCAGCUCAUCUGAAGAGGAGUGCACAAACUGGCCUGCGGACAGACAGAUGGAUAAAGAAAGUGACAGGCAGAGAGAGAAAGUGAAGCCAAAGGGCGCAGAGCGAGAAAGGCAGUGGGCAAGUGACAAAUCGAUAGAGAGAGCAAGUGAAGCAGUGGAAGAAGAGAAUGGACAAGAGAUUAAAAAAAGUGAGAAGUUAAUAAAGAGUCCCUCGGUGAGAGAAGACGGGAGAAGUAGGGAGAGGAGGUUUGAGAAAGUGUGUGAGAGUUUAGAAAUGAAAGUAGAUGACCAGGAACAGAAAAGAGACAAAAGAGAGCCCAGCAGGCAAAGUAAGAGACAACAUAAACGAGAUGUGGAGAAGGAAGCAGGACAGAAAGGUGGAGCAAGGAGAAGUGGAUCCAGUGCAAGUUCGCCUGCUGUUACCCCUUCUUCCCACGAGGGGGUGCUGUCAAACAACCAGGUGGGACAGAAUGACUUGGAGCAACAUCAGAGGCUUCAGUUGCUCUCCUCUGUCUUACACCAGAAGUACUCAGCAGCUUCCCUCUGCAGCAUCACCACAGAGGUGCUAAAGGUUUUGAAUGCUACUGAGGAUCUGAUUGGUGAGGCAGGAGGUGAGAGCUACACCCCCUCGGAGUCCAUGAGUGCUUCUCCCAUAUCCAGCAGCUCUGAUACCCGCAGGUUGGACCAGAGGCUUACCAAGAUGGAGGAGAAUGUGUACCUUGCUGCUGGUGCAGUGUAUGGCCUUGAGGGGGCACUUGGGGACCUGGAGCAGUGCGCUCGCAGUAUUAGUCGUGGGACCACAGACCAAGAGCUGGCCUUCCUGGAAGAUCAAGUGGCUACUGCAGCUGCUCAGGUCCAGCAGUCUGAACUGCAGAUAUCAAACAUCGAGGCCAGAAUAUCAGCUCUGAAAACAGCUGGGUUGAACGUGACUGUCUGCAAUCGCUUCGCCAAGCUCAAGCCAAAAUCUAAGCCCCAAACCCUGGACUCAUCACGCCAUCAGAGGAGGAAGCUUCCAGCGCCUCCACUAAAAGAGAAGUUGGAGGCAGAGCAGCAGCUGAAAGUAUUUCGGCCAUAGUGGCAGUCAGCAGCACAAUGAGUCCCUCAGGGCUAUUUCCAAGCCCCAGGGGCAGGGGCCCUUCACAUCCAGUGCCUUAACCCAGCAUCUGCCUCUAGCUCCAGGCCAAGCAGGGGCCAGCACCUGCCCUGCGUAACCCAACUCAGCACUCACUCCUCACACAAGCUCAUUACCCAUCUGUUAAACAGCUCAAAUAGGACAUGACUGGAUCCUUCUCUCUUACCCGGAUCUGUUCCAUGCCGUUUUCUCCUCCUUACCGCACACACAUACUGACACACAUACACACAAACAUGUAACUCAACAGUCGGUUUCUCUGCCUUAAGAUCUGCAAACGCCCCUCCUGAGCCGACUCAAAAGAAUAUAUGUACAGGAAAAGAAAAACUCAGUUUUCUAUGUUUGCAAGAGUGUUGUGAAUUAACGUGCAAUGAAGCUGUGGAAAAAUCAUGUGAAACUUUGUGUGAUUCAGUGUCCCGAAAAGAGACUGAGCCAUGUUUUAUACUGCAUCGUUCUUUUCUCGCCAUGAACCAAGAAAUGUUACGGGGAAAUUAAUCAGUUUUCUUUUUUUGUUUUCUGUUUUUUUUGAUGAUGAUUGUCAAUUUUCACCUGCAUAUAGCUAUCAGAUGGUAAUCACCAAAUGGGGAUGAUUGUAACCUUUGAUAUUUUAAUGAUUUAUACAAUUUACAAGCAUACCAGGAAAGAGUUAGAAGAGACAGAGGUUUACAGUAGAUGUUAAAGCAUCGGGGCACAAGGGUUUUUGUCCUUUUGCACCACGUGCUAGAUGGCCAUAAAGGAAUACCAAGCACAUUGAGAAAUUACAUCUAGUUAAAAGAAUAAUUCAACAUUUUAGAAAUAUAAUAAUUUAUUUUAUUGCUGAGGUUUAAAUAACAGUCCAAUCAUUCUCAAGACAGUAAGUUAAGUGGGAAUAUUAUUAGCCUCAUAGCAUUUUGGCCACAUUUAUAUAUCUAAAUGAAUCUGCAGUGUUAGCAAAUUAAAGUUAGUCAGGUAUUUCAAUUUGGCCAAAAUAGGACUUAGGCAAUUAUGCUCUGGGGCUAACAAUAUGCUGCAAUCCAAUAAAAGUAAGCAGUUAGCUUAGCCCAGCUCAAGCACUGGUAAUGGGGAAACAGCUACCCUAAAAAAUAUAUAGUCCACCAGCACCUCUACACUGGUCACUCACUUUUAGCUCUUUUGGUCUCUACCAAACCUUUAAAGAAAUGUCUGCCUGGUGAAUAUGCUCUGCUGUGUUCACCAGUUGACUGCUAGCAGUUGUCUGCUAGCAGUCAACUGCUAGUGCUACUUGUAGCGGGAAAAUCAGAGAGGGAAAAUUAAUAAAUGGGCAGCUAACGAUAAGCCGUAACUGUAUAAAGCAUUGUGACGCUGAGGGGAGCUGCAUAUUCUGGAAAGUUCUCUGAGGGUUCCUCACCACAGACAGGCUCUUUUUUACAUUGCCACGUGUUUGAUGCAUGGUUACAAAAAUACUCAAAGGAGCAUUAAACUGCAUAAGAUUUUUUUGUCAAUUUUGGACAGAACCAAGCUCGCUGCUUCCCUCUUUUCAGUCUCUAAGCUAAGCAUCUGUUUGCUGAACCGAUGUUUCACCAGGGAAGAGCGCGCAUAUUUAUUUAGCAAGGGAAAAAGUGAUGGGAGCUGAUUUGUAGAGACACUCGCAUAUACUACAGCCUUAAUUUUGAAGUUGUGGGCUACGGCAUUUAAAGAAAUCUAAAUAAGGUUUGAAAAUGUCUUAGAUGGAGCUCCAUCCGAUAUUCGAGUUUGAUCUAAAAAUCCUCCUUCGGGGUGGUGUAGCCAGAUUCUCCAACACAAAGCCAUUUUCCCCGCUCCCUGCCAUUUUCUUUGUUUACUUUGAAACUUUGUGGCCUUUUUUUUGAGCAGGGGGGAAAGUGUAUUUUCAUUGUUUUCCCUUUGCUGGGUCACGUCUGAACUUUUGUGUUGCAUUCAGAAAUUCUUGUAAAGAUUUUUACAUAAAGUCUGACAAGCUGUAUAACAAAUGCCAUGAAACCAUGAUUUUGUUACGAGCAAUUUAUUUUUGUACUUACUGAACGUUUUUAUGCAAUACCACUGAAAUAAGUACUAUUGCAAAUUAAAGGCUUUAUUCUCUCCUCAAAGGAACCCACCUCAGUCGCUCCUAGCAGACUCUCUCGUGUGUGAUGACUCAAAUUGCUUUCAGUGUAAGCUUGCAUUUACCAUUCGAUGUUCUCCCAGUAAUGACGAUGGUAAAUGCUUUGAAAACACAGGUGAUGAGAGGCGCACUUGUACUCCUUAAACAUGAGAAUACUGCCUUUCAGUUUUGGGUGAUUUUAAGUUAGCCAUGCAUACGGUUGUCAGAGUUUUUCCUUUGGCUCCAGCUUAUUAAGAGCAGGUUUGGAUUCUCUGAUGGACGGUUUGAAAGGUGUGAUGAUCUUCUGUAUGAAUGCUCUGCCCCUUCUAUUAGUGACCUUUCCAUCCCUAGCCUUUUGCAUCUUGGUUUUGCACAUUGAUCCUGUAUUUUUGUCACUCUUGUUCUCCAGAGGUGUUGAUGUAUAAAACAGCAUGUUUCUGGCUUUAUCAAACUGAUGAAAUAUGUCUUACUUAAGAAGCACAGCCACAAGGGUCCAAUCAUCAGUGUCCUGUAUUUUUCUAAUGUAAAAAAAAAAAAAGAAGAAUCUCAUUGCAGAAUUUAAUAUAUGUAUAUGUGUGAAAAACAUGGAUAUGAUAUGAUAAUGUGUUUAUUGCCCAAUCAUUGUUGACAAAUCUUUCAGUGUUGUGCAAGAGACUGUGUAUAAUUGUCAUGACUUUUAAGGCUGGAUUUGCACAGGACGUGUCGUUCACUGUUGGAUCAGUGUCCCGGAUACUCAGCAAUGAUGAGAUUCUCCCAGAGCUAAAAACAAAUGUUGCUUUUGUUCCUGUUUAAAUCCAGUGUGAAUGACUACGAAGAGGUUCACUGUGCAUCGCUCCACAGGUGGGCCAUUCACUUUUAUGUGCAAUUGUUUGUUGCAAUCCAUAUGACAUGUUGGGGAAAAAUGUAACAAGCAAAAAAAAAUAAGUAAAUAAAAAUUUUAAAAAAUGCA
Messenger RNA from Archocentrus centrarchus (flier cichlid), 6077 nucleotides. RefSeq names its product myosin VIIA and Rab interacting protein b (gene myripb). Gene Ontology annotation, cellular component: cortical actin cytoskeleton. The record is from RefSeq and is a predicted model, not a curated record. NCBI's taxonomy places the organism in Eukaryota, Metazoa, Chordata, Actinopteri, Cichliformes, Cichlidae. Bases 1 to 3018 code for a protein of 1005 amino acids. Gene Ontology annotation, molecular function: myosin binding; actin binding. The transcript has 16 exons.